UCUUUCCUCGCAAGCUGAUCGACUGACGUUCGACCCAGCUUGAAACACACAUUCGACAAGUGCAAUAAAACAAUUUCCUCGUGCCCAAGACUGGGGCGGACACCGAAGCAGGCAGCCGACCCAACAUGAGCUGCGUCCGCAAGUCGCUCAAGACGCCCGACGCCCUCCGGAGUCGCCAGGUCGAAGCCGAGGUGACAGAGGAAGCGCUGGUCAUGAAGGGCUUUGUCAGUCCCGACGACGUCCUCAGGUUGCCCAGAAUCACAGAAAACUACCUGUGCUCGCCUGACGCCAACGUUUACGAGAUCGACUUCACCAGAUUUAAAAUCAGAGAUCUCGAGACCGGAACUAUUUUGUUUGAAAUCGCCAAACCGCCACACACAGACUCAAAUUCUGACCAUGAGGAUGAGCCUGAUCAUGAAAAUGAAGAGGUGGACCCGAAUGCUGGCCGUUUUGUCCGAUACCAGUUCACCCCGCAAUUCCUCAAGCUCAAAACUGUUGGUGCCACGGUGGAGUUCACGAUUGGCAGCAAAGCCGUCAACAACUUCAGGAUGAUUGAGCGUCACUUCUUCAGAGACAAGCUGCUCAAGUCUUUUGACUUUGAGUUUGGAUUUUGCAUUCCGAACAGCAAAAAUACUUGCGAGCACAUUUAUGAAUUCCCGACGCUCAGUUCAGAUCUAGUCAGAGAAAUGAUAGAGCACCCCUUUGAGACACGUUCAGACAGCUUCUACUUUGUCGACGACCGGCUGAUCAUGCACAACAAGGCCGACUACUCGUACGACGGGGGAAUCUGAAUGUGCUACAUUUCGAACUGUUCUCUCAGUGAUCAUCCACUUUUGUUACUUGCACAAUUCGAGUCGAGCAGCAGAUGAUGGAUUCGCAGGGUCCAAAACAAUUCAUUCUCAAUCGAAAAGCCACAUUCCUUUGCAAAUCGUGCAAUUUUAUAUCACUGCUGUCGAAUUUAUGUCGCUUUAAAAUGCCUUUCCAUAGUAUUUACUGCUAAUUUUGCAGAUGAUUUUUGUAAUAGAGAUGCUAAUAAUUUAUUAUAAAGUUAUGUGAAUUUUUAUACUUUCUUAUAUCGCACCGGUCAUUCAAAUCAUAUUAUUUGAUUUUCAAUGAGUAUAGCACGUAUACUUUAAAUUUCGCUGUUUAAAAAUGUAUCUGGUAUCUGCAUUUGAACCUCUCUUCGAUUUGGCUGAUGAAAAUUUCAAUUUUAUGCUUGGAGAUCUCCAUCACUGUGCCUUAAUUAUUUUAAACGCUUUCCACGGACCCAUUGAUGGAGCUAAGGAUGUCGAAAGAAUGCAGGGCUUUCUCUAUAUCUUAUUCAUAACUGUGUGUAUGUGUGUUGUUCAUGAGUGUUCAGAAGGAAAUGUUUAUUAUACAGAAAGAAAAACCAAUAAAAUUUUGCGCAGCUUCAACCCAGCCAAGUGCCUCUUACUUUU
Neocloeon triangulifer is the source of this 1439-nucleotide messenger RNA. RefSeq names its product protein unc-119 homolog B (gene unc-119). The coding region runs from base 126 to 791 and encodes 221 amino acids. Gene Ontology annotation, biological process: lipoprotein transport; nervous system development; cilium assembly. The record is from RefSeq and is a predicted model, not a curated record. The transcript has 6 exons. NCBI's taxonomy places the organism in Eukaryota, Metazoa, Arthropoda, Insecta, Ephemeroptera, Baetidae. Gene Ontology annotation, cellular component: cilium. Gene Ontology annotation, molecular function: lipid binding.